AAAAACCAAUCACCGCAGGGCUCAGAAACAUUUUGAGAAGUCGUCUGUAAACACAGUUCAGUGUGCCAGCCACAAAUUAUUAUAAAACAUUCAUGGAGCGUCUUCUGGACUGAAGAGGAGAGGGACCAUUGAUAUCAGUGCUCAGUUGAAAAGCCUGCAUGUCUGAUGGGAAUGCUGCUUGACUGUGCAAGCAACUAGCAUAUGUUGCUACCUAUGGAGCAACAUAUGCUCCCGUCCAGACGAGGUUUUUUUUCUGGGAAAUCCUUGUAUAUUUCAGCAAGACAAUGAUAAUGAUAAGCCACAUACUGCAUCUAUUCCAGCAGGAUGGAUGACUUCAUAGUAGAAGAGUCCAGGUGCUGGAUGGCCUCCCUGCAGACCAGACCUUUCGCUGACUGAAAAUAUUUUGAAUAUCUUCAAACAAGAAAUAUGACAAAAGCCAAAAUGCCCAAAUGCAACAAUGAGCAUCAAAUGGUGUCAAAACUAUGAGAAUCUAUUGGUAUUUUUAACUGAUACUUGCUCAGUUUUACUCCAAAAAUGGAGCACAAGAGCGAGUGGACGGAGAGGCUGGCAGCUACCAAAGGCAUCAAGGUUCCCCGUCGGGAUUUCCUGAAAGUCAACGUUAGAAGCACCUGCGAUGACAUCAUAAACUACGUGCUGGAGCGGGUCGCACCACCUCGUCCAGGUCUGCCCCGACCCCGAUUCUCCCUCUACCUGUCCUCCCAGCUUCAGUAUGGUGUCGUUGUGGUCUACCACCGGCAGUGUGCUAUUCUUCUGGAGGAACUUCAGUCCAUUGUGGGAAAGCUGGUUAAACAGAGAACCUCACAGAAAAUUGAUAUGGAUGACCACAGCAGACCAUCUCUGGUCCUGCCAGAUGUCCUGACUCUGCUGGAGGAGACAGACGGAGCUCCUGACCCUUUAUUUGGAGUGAUGCAGCUGCAGGAUGCCAUGCCCAGCCCCAGUACACUAAUACAGAUGAGUUGGGAGUAUCUGAGAGAAGCUUCUCCUGAGCAUCCUGAACUGAUCAGUCCAGCUGCUGCACUGGAAAGCGGUAUAACAGUGUCUCCAGAGGCUAUCACUCUGAGAGAGGCGGAGCCUGUUGGUAUCCCCGUUACAGAGUUUGAGGGUGCAGAGCUGGUUGAUGACCAUCCAGAUACUAUUGACUUCCUGAUGGCACAAACAGAUCACUUUCCAGAAGAUUUGGAGAUACCGGGAGAAAAGGUGGCGGCAGGGGAACAAGAAAAAGAGGUGGAACGGGAAGAACGAGAGGGCGACCUGGAGAAAUACGGAGCAAAGGAGCUCACAGGAUCCACUCUAGAGUUGCAGCCCACUACUCUUUCCAGUGAGGAGGCUAUUUUGUUGCCUCAGGAAGAGCCAGGCCUGCCCGCAGAGAAGCCCCCCACAGACCAGCUCACCCCCGUCCCUGUGCCCGGCCUGCCUUCUCCGCCCUCUGCAGCAAAGGAACGUGAAAGGCGUCUAAGAAGUCUGGAGUUAGAGGAUGUGGCUUCACCAGAGAUGAAGAAGAGGAAGAGGAGAAGGAGGCAGCUGGUCUUCUUUGACCCAGUGACACAGCUCUCCCAGGACGAUCUGCAGCGACAGAUCGACGACCCUUUGACCGAGACGAGGCGACCACUCCUUGCCCCGCUUUCCUUUCAAAGGAUCCUUCCUGCUGCGGAUCUCUUCAACAAGCCCUGCACCUUCUUGCCUGAAGAGGUUCAGUUUCUAUGGCGACAGAGUGCAACCAUCACACCCCUCUCAGGCUGGGACCUGCAAGUUGGGGAGCGAGGCCCCGAAUCCACUGAUUCUGAAAGGGAGAGAGAGCGUGAGAUGAUGGAGAUUCCCGAAAGAGAGCAGGUCCUCAGAGAAAUGGCAGAAACAGAGAUGCUUGAUAUUUCAGCACAGGGUACACUGCCACUGGAGGGCAGUGACCAGAGAGAAGUGUCUCGAGAGAUCUCCCCCUUAUAUCUAUCCGAAGGGUCCACUCUCUCCAGGUCUAUUUCUACACUGAGGGACAUCCCAGAGGUGUCGGACGAGUUGCCUGGGAGAGUAGCCGCAGAGUCACCUCGGUUGCUGCCAGAAUUGGCCGAGGGUGAAGUAGAGCCUCUGCUUUUUCAGUCCCUCUUGCCGCCCGAGGUCAACCGCAAAACUGUCAGCAAUGUUUUUCAGCGGCUUCUGGCAUCUUUAUCUGCCAGGAAGCUGCGUGUGGAGCAGGAUGAGCCUUAUGGUGACAUCUUCAUAUUUCGAGGCUCCAACUAUGAGGAAAUACAUCUGCCUUUGUAACAAGGAAGCAGCGAAGCAGCGCUGAGCCUCCUGAUCGGACUUGUCCCGUCUUAAAGCCAGACUGAAAACUUUGUGUUCAACAGUAUCAUAAAUACAAAGCAGUGUUUAGUGAGCGAUCAUUUCACAAGAAGGGUUUAAAAAGCAUUUUAUUGAGCUUUUAAUGCCAUUAAGUGUUGUUUUUAUAAUCGUUCCUUAGUGCUACCAGGUUUAUGAGAUUUCUGAUAAAUAUUUUAACAAUUUUUAUCGUUUUAUCUGCGAUCAAACAGAAGUGUUGUCGUUGUUGUUCUGUGCACUCAGUUGAAGUGUGCUGUGUUCUGUUGAACUGCAAAAUAAAUGAAUUUUUGUGA
Oreochromis niloticus (Nile tilapia) is the source of this 2624-nucleotide messenger RNA. RefSeq names its product meiotic recombination protein REC8 homolog. Gene Ontology annotation, molecular function: chromatin binding; protein binding. Gene Ontology annotation, cellular component: meiotic cohesin complex. The transcript is spliced from 17 exons. NCBI's taxonomy places the organism in Eukaryota, Metazoa, Chordata, Actinopteri, Cichliformes, Cichlidae. The record is from RefSeq and is a predicted model, not a curated record. The coding region runs from base 535 to 2277 and encodes 580 amino acids. Gene Ontology annotation, biological process: double-strand break repair; meiotic sister chromatid cohesion.